AUGUCAGCUGGAUUUAACUUCGGAGCCAACAAUAACAGUAAUAAUACUUCACAACCUUCUGGAUCUAGUUUCGGUUCUAAUAAUCCUUCGCAACCUUCUAGUUUUGGUUUCGGUUCCGGCAAUACUGCACAACCUUCUAGUUUUGGUUUUGGCACCAGUAAUAAUUCACAACCUGCUACAUCGCAGCCCCAAGAUAACGCUAGUGCUAGACCACUAUGGUCCAUUGGUUCUUCUGCGACUGCAGAUCCGUAUAAUACAACACCUGUUGCAGGAAGCGGAAUGUUUGCUGGUACAACUGCGGCGACAACUUUCGGAUUUGGCCAAGUAAAACCUACGAAUCCUUCUUUUAAUGCUUCUUCACAGCCUCAACCAUUUAGUUUUCCAACACAACAACAGCCAUCCACAGGCUUUGCUGCACUAAGUAAAGUUUCUACAGCCUCCACGGCAGCGGGCAAUCAAACUACCCCAUUCCCAACUUUUGGUGGAUUCGGUACUAGUAGCACUUCGACAUCUUCAUAUAAUAAUGCUAAUUCUAGUUUUGUCGGAUUUAAACCACCGAAUUCUGAUUCUGGUAAGGCACAAGUAACAACUGCACCAGUAGCAACAGCCUCUACUGGGUUUACUUUAGGAUCUGCUAAAACGGAGGCUUCAUCCGCUUUUAGCAUGUUCGGUGGCGCGAAAACUCAAUCCGCAUUUGGAUUUGGAGGUACACAAACAACCACUGCUCCGGGUAAUUUGGGAUUUGGAACUGUGCAAUCCACCGUUUCUUCAAGUAGUUUUACAACAUUGCCUGGUUCAAGUCAACCUACUCAAGAUACUAACAAGAAAGAGAGCAUCGGAUUUGGCACUAAUCCUACAUCAAAGCCUCCUAGUUUUGGUGGAUUUGGUUUAGGCGCGCCAAAGACAACUCAAGGACAGAGCAUAUCUCCUUUUGGUGCGAUCACGACUACACCGAGUGGAAUAAACAUCUUUUCAAGGACGAAUAUUUCAUCGAUUUCGUCCACUCAACCCACUCAACCCAAUCAACCGAGCUUAUUUCCGUCGGCUGUUUCAACUCCUUCUGUUGGAAUAUUUAAUAAGAAAGAUACGACUGCAACCACAGCUGGUGCUUCGUUACUUCCUUCUACAACUUUAGCAUCAAAGCCUUUACCUACUUUUACAAAAUCACAACUACAGCAACCUAUUCCAGUAACGUCCUCUGCGCCAGGGAGUUCCGCAACAGUAAUCACUACAACGCAAGCUUCAACGUCAUUAUCAUUUUCAACUCCAAGCCUCUUACAACCUAAGACAGGCAGUAUUACACAAGCCAAGCCAAGUGUGCCAAUAAUUACAGCACCACUAUCAACAUCUACUACAACAUCUACUGCGUCUAUUAUUAAACCAGCUUUGUCGUCGAUUCCAGUGACAACGGUCACAACUAGUGCUCCUGAUCAGAUACCUUCCUGGUUGAAAAAUAAUAAUAUCGAAGGUAUAAUUAAAAAAUGGACGACAGACUUAGAUAAUUGUACCAAAAAGUUUCACAAUCAAGUUAGAGAAGUCAAUCAAUGGGAUCAGAAGAUUAUUGAGAAUAAUGGCAGGGUAACCAGACUCGGAGAGCAAAUAAAUAAAGCCGAUUCACUUCAGGAAGAAAUUAACAUUUGUCUAAAUAGUGUUGAGGCUCGUCAGCAGGAGCUUGAAAAAGUUUUGUCAGAGUACGAAGAAAAAUUUGGUGACCCUAGCUUGGAAGCAAUGAACCCAUUAGACAAGGAAAGAGAAAAAACGUAA
Messenger RNA from Dentiscutata erythropus, 1764 nucleotides. Lineage: Eukaryota; Fungi; Glomeromycota; Glomeromycetes; Diversisporales; Gigasporaceae. The record is from the annotation of a GenBank genome assembly.